AUGUUCCUGUGGACUAAGCAAUUUUUCUUCUCUUCCUUUAGAGCUGUAGGUAAAACCUGCCUACUGAUCAGUUACACAACCAAUGCCUUUCCUGGAGAGUAUAUCCCCACUGUCUUUGACAACUAUUCUGCCAAUGUUAUGGUAGAUGGAAAACCCGUGAAUCUGGGAUUAUGGGAUACCGCUGGACAAGAAGAUUAUGACAGAUUACGCCCCCUGUCCUAUCCGCAAACAGAUGUCUUCUUAAUUUGCUUUUCUCUUGUGAGUCCUGCAUCAUUUGAAAAUGUCCGUGCAAAGUGGUAUCCUGAAGUGCGGCACCAUUGUCCCAAUACUCCCAUCAUCCUGGUGGGGACUAAACUUGAUCUUAGGGAUGAUAAAGACACAAUUGAGAAGCUGAAGGAGAAGAAGCUGACGCCCAUCACCUACCCACAAGGCUUAGCCAUGGCUAAGGAGAUUGGUGCUGUGAAAUACCUGGAGUGCUCAGCUCUCACACAGCGGGGCCUCAAGACAGUGUUUGACGAAGCUAUUCGAGCGGUUCUCUGCCCACCUCCUGUCAAGAAGAGGAAGAGAAAAUGCCUGCUGUUGUAAAUCUCCGAGCCUUGCCUGCCCUUUGUAUGCUUUGCUCAAAAAAACGGUGGAGCCUUUGCACUCAAUGCCAAGUUUUUGUUACAGAUUAGUUUCUCCAUAAAACCAUUUUGAACCAAUCAGUAAUUUUAAGAUUUUGUUUAAAGAGUUCAAACUUUCACAUCCUAUUAAAAUUUAGCCCUAAAACACGCUUUCUUAAAGCCUUAUUUUUCAAAAACCCUUAUUCCUGUUCAUAUUAAGAGUUGCCAAAAUACUUUGUAAACUAAGUUGCAUUGUUGUGCUAAGAACACUAAGCACUAAACUGUUUUAAGACCUUUGUCUUCAAGAAGAUUGUAGCUUCUGAAGUUAGGAAACACAGACACUUUUUAAGUAGUUUGAGAUAGGAAAAACAGGACAGCCUCCUUCAUAAAAUGUUGCCAUUUAAUGCACCAAUAAUUUAUCAUGUUCAUGACCUAACAUUGUACUGUAUGUCAUCAUGGAAUGAGUGUAACAACUCAACUCUUUGGAUGAGUCUUUUUGCUUUCGUAGUGAAAUUAAGAAAAACUGUUAGUGUAUUAGCUUUUGCUCAUAUUUUGAACAGAACUCUUACUCACGUGUUCCCUCGAAGUAUUUCUGCUCUCGCCAGGGUGCACUGGGUGGAGUGUGCGGAACACUUGAUGUGAUUGAUCAAAGGAUGAAGACAGUAUUUUGACAAAAUACAGAGUGGAGAUUAAUUUACACUGCAUUGUACAUGUAACGAUUAAAACGAGUAAGCGUCACGGGUGAAAAAUUUUCAAGCUUAAUUUCUGUCAGAUGCAGGUAGAUGAUGAAGAAAGGUUGGUAUUAUCAGUGUUUUCUUAUACUUUUUCUUAAACCUGUCAUCCCUCCCUAAAAUGGGCGUUUUUAAUUUGUCUUUAAAUGGUCAUUCCUAUAGUUGCUAACUUAGUGCUUUUCUUAUAGAACCCUUCUUAAUGAGCAAUAUGCCUCCUUGUAUAAUAAAAUCUUUCUGAUAAUGCAUUAGACUUUAUUUUGUAGAUUAGUAAAAGUGCAUUCCUGUUUUCAUGAUACUUUAUUCAAAGCUUAAUAAGUGCUUUCCUUAGUUUUCUAGUAACUAGGUGUAAAAAUCAUGUGUUGCAGCUCUACAGUUUUUUAAAUAUUUUAGAUAAACUAUGAACCUUCUAACAUCACUGUCUUGCCAGAUCACCAACACUGUACCUUGACUAAUAUUGCCUCCUGCCUCACUCACCAGACACGCUUCCUGUCACUAUUCUAACACCACUCCUUUGGGUCUGAGGUUCUGUGAAGCCCGUGCUCACACUAACAGAGUUCUGUACAACUUACUCACUGGCGAGAAUACAAGGGUUGGACCAUUCAACCACUAGAACAAAAUUUUUUAAUUGACAGUUGCAGAAUUGUGGAGUGUUUUUACAUUGAUCUUUUUGCUAAUGCAAUUAGCAGUAUGUUUUGCAUGUAUGACUUAAUAAAUCCUUGAAUCAUA
Molecule: messenger RNA, 2059 nt
Organism: Condylura cristata (star-nosed mole)
Lineage: Eukaryota; Metazoa; Chordata; Mammalia; Eulipotyphla; Talpidae
Gene: RAC1
Product: ras-related C3 botulinum toxin substrate 1 (rho family, small GTP binding protein Rac1)
Exons: 5
Coding region: 1-585 (194 amino acids)
Biological process (GO): cortical cytoskeleton organization; actin filament organization; motor neuron axon guidance
Cellular component (GO): cytoskeleton; dendritic spine; plasma membrane
Molecular function (GO): GTP binding; GTPase activity; protein kinase binding
Source: RefSeq, a predicted model, not a curated record